This is a messenger RNA of Drosophila persimilis, 591 nucleotides long. RefSeq lists its product as uncharacterized. Lineage: Eukaryota; Metazoa; Arthropoda; Insecta; Diptera; Drosophilidae. The transcript is spliced from 3 exons. The record is from RefSeq and is a predicted model, not a curated record. The coding region runs from base 1 to 582 and encodes 193 amino acids.
AUGUGGAGAUUGCUCUGGACCAUUGGCUUUAUGGCCAGCUUCCUGCAGACGCAGCGUGCAGCAGCGGCCAACGUUUUGAUACACCAGGGCUACUUCGUGGAGAUGAGCCAAAUGAACUGCGUGGGAAAUCCCAUAUACUUUACCAAUAUAAACUGCAAGAUUUUGCCGCCUCUGAACAGGACCAUGGAAAGUUCUGUUGAACUUCUGAAAAAUCUUCCCACUUUAAGCGCUACUCUCAGGGUAUCACUGCCCAAUCCGAAAAAGGUAUACACCCAGAUAUUCGCAAUCACCUUCGAUGUGUGCAAAGUAAUACGAGAACGCAAGCGGAAGAUGCUGAUUGAUUUUUUGGUGAGCACUUUGGCCCGAAACAGUAAUGUGGUCAUGCGAUGUCCCUUUCCAAAGGGUAAUUACUACUCGAAGAACAUAUCGGUAACCGACCUGCCGCCCAUGCUGACCGAGAACGAUUUCAUGGCCCAUUUUGACAUCUUCAUACCCAAGGUCGCCGUCGUGUUGAAUGUAACAGUCCGGGGUCAUCUCUUUGACACUGCCAAGGAGAAUGCCAGGAAAAAAAAAUAUCUAUAAUGCUUUCAA